Acanthosepion pharaonis is the source of this 3531-nucleotide messenger RNA. NCBI's taxonomy places the organism in Eukaryota, Metazoa, Mollusca, Cephalopoda, Sepiida, Sepiidae. The record is from the annotation of a GenBank genome assembly.
AUGUAUGCUGCUGAUGAAGGAGAUAUCAUUUUAGAUGAAGAAGAUGGAGAAGAAAUCACCCCUGAUUUGUGGCAAGAAGCUUGCUGGAUUGUUAUCAGUUCAUACUUUGAUGAAAAGGGUUUGGUGCGACAACAAUUGGAUUCUUUUGAUGAAUUCAUUCAAAUGUCUGUUCAGCGAAUUGUUGAACAUUCACCAGCUAUUGACCUUCAGGCUGAAGCCCAACAUACAUCAGGAACUGUGGAAACACCACCAAGAUAUGUCCUCAAGUUUGAACAGAUCUAUUUGUCUAAACCAACUCAUUGGGAAAAAGAUGGUGCUCCCAGUCCUAUGAUGCCAAAUGAAGCAAGAUUGAGAAAUUUGACUUAUUCAGCUCCUCUCUACGUGGACAUCACCAAGACAGUCAUAAAAGAAGGUGAAGAAAAUGUGGAGACACAACAUCAAAAAACAUUCAUUGGUAAAAUUCCCAUCAUGUUGAGAUCAACUUAUUGUCUUUUGAACAGACUUACAGAUCGUGAUUUGACUGAGUUAAAUGAAUGCCCUCUUGAUCCAGGGGGUUAUUUUAUCAUCAAUGGAUCAGAAAAAGUUCUUAUUGCACAAGAGAAAAUGGCUACAAACACAGUAUAUGUAUUUCAACAGAAAGACUCCAAAUAUGCUUACAAAACAGAAAUCCGUUCCUGUCUGGAACAUUCUUCACGUCCUACAAGUACUUUGUGGGUUAACAUGAUGGCAAGAGGAGGAACGGGUGUGAAGAAAAGUUCAAUUGGACAGAAGAUCAUUGCCAUUUUACCUUACAUCAAACAAGAAAUUCCUAUCAUUAUUGUUUUUCGAGCAUUGGGGUUUGUAUCUGACAGAGACAUCUUGGAACAUAUCAUCUAUGACUUUGAUGAUCCAGAAAUGAUGGAAAUGGUGAAGCCUUCAUUGGAUGAAGCUUUUGUAAUUCAAGAACAAAAUGUGGCUUUGAACUUUAUUGGUUCUCGUGGUGCACGUCCUGGUGUAACAAAAGAGAAACGAAUUAAAUAUGCCAGGGAAAUCUUACAAAAAGAAAUGUUGCCCCAUGUUGGUGUCAGCGAUUUCUGUGAAACAAAAAAAGCCUAUUUCUUAGGGUACAUGGUGCACAGAUUGCUUCUGGCUGCUUUGGGCAGACGAGAAGUAGAUGAUCGAGAUCACUAUGGAAACAAACGUUUAGAUCUUGCAGGACCUCUUUUAGCAUUCUUAUUCAGAGGAUUAUUCCGAAACCUGAUGAAAGAAGUGCGUAUUUAUGCCCAAAAAUUUAUUGACAUUGGCAAAGAUUUUAACUUAGAACUUGCCAUCAAAACAAAGAUUAUCACUGAUGGCUUGAAAUAUUCAUUGGCCACAGGUAAUUGGGGUGACCAGAAGAAAGCUCAUCAAGCUCGAGCAGGUGUAUCUCAGGUGUUGAAUCGCCUGACAUUUGCCUCUACCUUAUCACAUUUGAGACGCUUGAACUCUCCCAUUGGUCGUGACGGUAAAUUAGCCCGACCUCGUCAGCUUCAUAACACAUUGUGGGGCAUGAUUUGCCCUGCUGAGACACCAGAGGGAGCUGCUGUAGGGCUUGUGAAAAAUUUGGCCUUGAUGGCUUAUAUUUCUGUCGGUUCCCAACCAUCUCCUAUCCUUGAAUUCUUGGAAGAGUGGAGUAUGGAGAAUCUUGAAGAAGUAGCACCAUCUGCUAUCCAAGAUGCCACAAAGAUCUUUGUCAACGGCUGCUGGGUUGGCAUCCACAGAGACCCAGAACAGUUGAUGAACACACUACGUAAACUCAGAAGAGAAAUGGACAUCAUUGUGUCUGAAGUAUCAAUGAUCAGAGACAUCAGAGAUCGGGAAAUUCGAAUCUACACAGAUGCUGGCAGAAUUUGUCGGCCAUUGUUGAUUGUUGAGAAUCAGAAACUGUUACUAAAGCAAAGUCACAUCAAACAACUGAAACAAAGAGAAUAUAACAGUUACAGUUGGCAAGAUUUGGUGGCUAGUGGUGUGGUUGAGUACAUUGAUCCACUUGAAGAGGAGACUGUUAUGUUGGCCAUGACACCUGAUGACUUACAAGAGAAAGGUAUGGCCUAUUGUUCCACCUACACUCACUGCGAAAUUCAUCCUGCAAUGGUGCUUGGAGUGUGUGCUUCUAUUAUUCCAUUUCCUGAUCACAAUCAGUCUCCUCGUAAUACAUACCAAAGUGCUAUGGGUAAACAAGCCAUGGGUGUUUACAUCACAAACUUCCAUGUGCGAAUGGAUACUCUUGCUCACGGAUUACUCUACCCUCAAAAACCAUUGGUCACCACUCGAUCUAUGGAAUAUUUACGUUUCAGAGAGUUGCCUGCAGGCAUCAAUUCCAUAGUAGCCAUUGCUUCCUACACUGGAUACAACCAAGAAGAUUCCAUUAUUUUAAAUGCAUCUGCUAUUGACCGAGGUUACUUUAGGUCAUUUUUCUUCCGAUCCUAUAAAGACCAAGAAUCCAAAAAAGGCAUGGAUCAAGAAGAAAUCUUUGAAAAACCAUCCAGAGACUUUGUACAAGGAAUGCGACAUGCUAUUUAUGAAAAACUGGAUGAUGAUGGUAUCAUUGCACCUGGUACCAGGGUGUCUGGAGAUGACGUUCUUAUUGGCAAGACACUUACUCUACCGCCAAAUGAAAACGAACUUGAGGGCACUGUUCGCAGAUUUGCUAAGAGAGAUGCCAGUGUCUUUAUGAGAAGAAGUGAAACAGGAAUUAUUGAUCAGGUGAUGCUUACAAUUAAUCAAGAAGGUUUCAAAUUUUGUAAGAUUCGUGUUCGUACUGUGAAAACUCCACAGAUUGGAGAUAAAUUUGCUAGUCGGCACGGACAGAAAGGAACCUGUGGAAUCACUUAUCGGCAGGAGGAUAUGCCAUUUACAUGUGAAGGAAUCAGCCCCGAUCUGAUUGUCAACCCUCAUGCUAUCCCCUCCCGUAUGACAAUUGGCCAUUUAAUUGAAUGUCUUCAAGGCAAGGUUGCUGCUAACAAGGGAGAGAUUGGUGAUGCCACCCCAUUCAAUGAUGCUGUCAAUGUACAAAAGGUUUCCAAUUUGUUGCAGCAAUAUGGCUACCACUUAAGAGGCAAUGAGAUUCUUUACAAUGGACACACCGGAAGAAAAUUGAAUGCCCAGAUUUUCUUGGGUCCCACUUAUUAUCAACGUUUGAAGCAUAUGGUGGACGACAAAAUCCAUUCUCGUGCUCGUGGGCCUUUACAGAUUAUGAACAGACAACCCAUGGAAGGAAGAUCUCGUGACGGAGGUUUGCGUUUUGGAGAGAUGGAACGAGAUUGCCAAAUUGCUCAUGGUGCUGCACAGUUUUUGCGAGAAAGAUUGUUUGAAGUGUCUGAUCCCUACCGUGUACAUGUUUGCAAUAUGUGCGGAUUGGUCUGCAUUGCCAAUUUGAGAAACCAAACCUUUGAAUGCAGAGGCUGCAAAAACAAAACUCAGAUUUCACAAAUGCGGAUGCCUUACGCCUGUAAACUUUUGUUCCAAGAGCUUAUGUCGAUGAGCAUUGCUCCACGAAUGAUGGUUUCUUAA